This is a messenger RNA of Lacerta agilis (Sand lizard), 3938 nucleotides long. It is a transcript of the gene USP40, whose product is annotated as ubiquitin specific peptidase 40. Gene Ontology annotation, cellular component: cytosol; nucleus. The transcript is spliced from 29 exons. The record is from RefSeq and is a predicted model, not a curated record. Gene Ontology annotation, biological process: protein deubiquitination. Gene Ontology annotation, molecular function: cysteine-type deubiquitinase activity; cysteine-type endopeptidase activity. The coding region runs from base 153 to 3491 and encodes 1112 amino acids. Lineage: Eukaryota; Metazoa; Chordata; Lepidosauria; Squamata; Lacertidae.
UCAGCUCCUUAAAGUUUAUGAUCAUUUCUGUUUAGGUUCGAAUAAUCCCAUUACAGCUCCAACGGUUGUUUGCUCAGCUUUUGCUCCUAGAUCAACAUGCUGCAUCUACAACAGACCUCACUGACAGCUUUGGAUGGAAUAGUAAUGAGGAAAUGAGACAACAUGAUGUGCAGGAGUUAAAUCGGAUUCUAUUCAGUGCUUUAGAAACCUCCCUUGUUGGGACCUCUGGUCAUAAUCUAAUAAACCAGCUAUACCAUGGGACUGUUGUUAAUCACAUUGUCUGUAAAGAGUGCAAGAAUGUCAGUGAGAGACAGGAAGAUUUCUUGGACCUAACAGUUGCUGUCAAGGAUGUAUCUGGCUUGGAGGAAGCCUUGUGGAAUAUGUAUGUGGAAGAAGAACAUUUUGAGAAAGAUAACUUGUAUCGAUGUGGAGCAUGCAAUAAAUUAGUUGAAGCCACAAAGUCUGCGAAACUACGCAAGUUGCCUCCGUUUCUCACAAUCUCCCUCUUGAGAUUUAACUUCAAUUUUGAGAAGUGUGAACGAUACAAGGAAAUAAGCAGCUAUGCAUUUCCAGUCCGGAUAAACCUCAAGCCUUUUUGUGAGCAGACGGAAGUGGAUGAUUUCAAAUACAUGUAUGAGCUCUUUUCUGUUAUAAUACACAAAGGUGGCUGUUAUGGAGGACAUUAUCAUGUUUACAUCAGAGAUAUCGAUGAACUAGGAAACUGGCAGGUGCUAGAGGAGGAAAGCAACAUGAAUGAUGAAGAUAAGGAUUUGAAAGAUAUUGAAAAUGCAAAAGAGAAGGAAAAUCCAUUACGAAUUUUAAGAAACAUCUUAUUGGAGGAAGAGUCUAAGGAAAUUGCUGUGGAUCGGUUGGCACAGAAACUUUUGGAGAAAAAAAGUGUGUCCUGGAACAAGAAAUACCGUAAACAGCAUGGACCAAUACGGAAGUUUUUGCAGAGUCAUUAUCCAACAUUUGUUCUAAGUUCUGAUGAAAGCAAAGUUAAGCUGAAUGAUCAUCAUAAACUCCAUUUUGGAUCAGCAUCCCAAAGCAACCCUCAGAACCAUGAGGUAAAGAUGUCAUCAGAAAAAGCAACAACAGGUUUACAGGAAUAUUCAUCUGAAUCCCAUUGGUUUGAUUUGAAUGACUCCAAAGUCCAUCCAAUCAGAGAGCAAGAGAUUGAGAAACAGUUUCAGGGGAAUGAGAGUGCCUACAUGUUGUUCUAUCGACAAUCCCAAAUGACAAGACCAUCUGAAGCUCGAGGAAAUCCAAGAUACCGGGUCCCCAUCCAUCUCUUGAAUGAAAUGGAUGCCGCUAAUAUCAAACUGCAGAAGAAGAGGGAAGAAUAUGACUUGGCAAACAACAAUAUUGAUUUACAUCUCCAUAUAUUUUCUCACUAUAAAUUUUACAAUGGAGCUCUGCACCCAGUUGUUUCUCAGAAGGAAAGUGUUCUAGAUCUUACAAUUGAUAAGAGAAAAACACUGGGAGAACUUCAGCAAUUGGUAUUUCAGUUGUUGGAAUUUUGGGAAGGAAACCUAGUUCUCAGCCUUGCAAAGCCUCUUCCAGCUGGACUGCAUAUAUACCAAACACUUGAAGGGGAUAAUUCUACGUUGAGUGGCAUUGGACUUUCUGAUGGAGCGAAUAUAUUUGUGUGGAAUGGAAAAGAGGUUGAUGGAGUGGAAGUUCUCACUGGCAUUGACCAUGAACCUGUUCUUAUAAACAUUCUUCGUUUAGCUGGACAUAAUGAAGGACGAGUGGGACAGCAAUUUAUGGAAUCCCAGCAUGUAUUUCCAUGUAGUUCAAACCUGAGAGCUAUUUGUGAUGCUUUAAUGUCACCCAAAGGGAUUGUCUUAAAGAACCAUUCGGGGUCUGAGAAAGACUCUGAAAACUGGAAAGUCAUUCCUGAAGAAGAUAUGAAACAGACGCUCAGAAAUAUUGGGCUCAAGAAUGGAAGCUCAAUCCUAGUUUUAGACAGCCAUGACCAAAGCAUGGUGAAUGUGGCAGGCGGCAAUUUGACUGCUUUUACGCAUGAUAUCAGCUGGUUACAAGUAAAAAAUUUCUGUAGAUUGGAGGCUGAAGAGAUACAAGUUAAAAUUACUGCAACUAUUGAAACAGUGAUGGCAGACAUCAGGAUUAAAGCAAUAGAAGAAAUGCAGUUGGACAAGGAGCUAGUUAACAACAGCUGUCUCAGGCCCAUUAGCAGAAAUGGAAAACUUCUUUGUCCAGUGCCUGAGGAUUAUACUGUUAAAGAAGCAGAGCUGAAAAUGGGAAGCCUUCUAGGACUGUGUUCUGGAAAAGCACCAACAGCCACUGAGCUUUUUCUGUAUUAUAUUGUGGGCCAUGAGCUUCAGUCUAGUCCAGAGAUGGAGAUAGUGGUGGAGGAGACUACAGCCGUAAGAGAGUGUUUAAAUUUAAUGCUGAGGAAGUCUGGCUUAGCUGGGGGCAACUGGCAUUUGAGAAAGAUUGACUGGUGCUAUGAAGCUGGGGAUGCGUUAAGUGAGGAAGAUGCCACACUAAAAGAACUAAAUAUCUGCAGUGGGGAUAUACUGAAUGUGGCUGAGGGGAAGCUUCCGCCAAAGGGUUUCCUGAAAGUGUCUGUCUGGUGGUACAAAGCCUUCUGUCAGUUGAGGCACAAAAGGAACAGGCAAGACCAAGGGAACUCUGUCUGCAAAAAAAUGGAAGCUCUGGGACUGUCUGCAUCUGGAGAUACACCAACAUUUCUACAAAGUGAAGUUGACCUAUGUUAUGUGGGUGAUAUAGAAAUCUCAGGAGACGCUUUCCUGGAAGACCUAAAGAUGCAGGUGAUGACUUUGCCAUUCUCUGAAGAGUUUAGUAUUCCACUACCUGAGUUUCUCCGAGUUUGGACAUUGGAAAAUAAGUGCCCUUGCAGGCUUUUACGAAACAAUAAGCAGCAACUCCAUAAAUUCAAACUAGGAAACAGAGUAGAAAUUUGUGUUGAGCCUUUACACAAGGAAGAGAAUCUUGGACCAAAGGAUUUGCUUCUGCGAGUGCAGAUGGGCAUACCAAGGGAAAGAGAUUAUUACCAUCCUGUGGAUUUGGUAUGGGAUAUCUCCAAAGAGUGUACAGCAUGUGCAUUGAGACAAAUAAUUGCUUCAUACUAUUCAUUACCAGUGGAGCAAAUCGAAAUUGCUAAAUAUUCUCCUGAGAAGUUUGAAUGGAUACCAAUAUGUAGUUGGACACAGCAAGUUUCAAAGCGAAAAAAGAAGAAGAAAGGUGACAGUUUACUAUUAAGCCCCUACAGUCUGAAGGAUGGAGAUAUUAUUGGUGUGAAGAAUCUCCUACUUGAUGACAGUAAAGACUUCAGUACCAUGAAAGAUGAUAUUGGAAAACAAAUGCAGAAGCAAUUUGCUAUGGAAAAAACAAGUAGCCAGAAGCCUGACUGUGUGCAGAAUGAUCAUUACUCUGAAAAAAAGACGGCUAAGAACCGUAAACCUGAAGCAGCACUCUCCAUCAGUGUAGGGGUUUUCAGCUGACUCCCUGGGUCUAAACAAACCUUAUAUUUUACUUAAUAGAAUGGAGUUGCCUCAGUUGGGCUAGCCAAGGAACAGUCUUCCUUGAGACAUGCAAGUGGGGGGGGGGGGGAGCAAGCUCUCUAUCCUAUUGUGGAAAAGUGCUUUAAUUCUAUUAUAGUUCAAGCACUUACUAUCAGGGUGGGUAUCUGCACUUUAAUAAUGAGAACAUAUACGAAUAGCUUAAUCUUUCAGUGGUUGGUUGUAAUAACCAUGUGCUUUAAUCUGAUCAUAUGCAGUAUUAUCACUGCAGUGAUUGCUUUCCCCUCAUGGAUUUAUGUACGUCAAAAUAUUUAUGAAAAUGUAGCCUGAAAAGUUAACAUGCACAGUGAAUUCAGAAGGAAACUUUUGUCACCCAUGGAAGUGACUCUUCAAACAAAAUGUGAGAACUAUUCAUUGAAUUUAAUGCAC